Ordospora pajunii is the source of this 531-nucleotide messenger RNA. RefSeq lists its product as uncharacterized. The record is from RefSeq and is a predicted model, not a curated record. The transcript has a single exon. Bases 1 to 531 code for a protein of 176 amino acids. NCBI's taxonomy places the organism in Eukaryota, Fungi, Microsporidia, Ordosporidae.
AUGUUUUGGAUUCAAUACAUCAUGCAACGUCCUAGAUAUUCCACAUCCAUCAUGCUAUCCAUCAUGAAGUUUACCGAGCAGAAUGGUGUGAGAUGCUACUGCAUGCUCCACACAGAGGAUCUUGAGAUGCUCUACUGCGACACAUGUGGAAACUGGCUACACACCGUUUGCUGCGGAUUCCUCAGCAACACAGACAAACGCAUCCCCGAUGGCGAAUACACCUGCCUCAUAUGUUCCAGUCUCAUCACAAAGGUAGAGUGUGCCAAUGCACUCUUCAGACAAGUCAUCUCAGUCAUAUACAACGAAAACUUCCUGGGCAGAUCAUGGCUUUGCAACAGACUCCAGAUACAUCCCUCAAGAGCAUACAAAAAUAUCCAGAAAAUGAUCCGCCAGGGCCUUCUCAUCCCCACCAAGGCCCACAAAGGCACCGUUCAAUACCAAGUGGUCACCACACAUGCUGCAAAAAACACAAUCAAAAAACACUUCUCCAUCUCCGCCUAUCCAGAUCCUCAAAAACACUCGAACAGCUAA